Messenger RNA from Drosophila melanogaster (fruit fly), 1563 nucleotides. RefSeq lists its product as uncharacterized. Lineage: Eukaryota; Metazoa; Arthropoda; Insecta; Diptera; Drosophilidae. The record is from RefSeq and is marked reviewed. The transcript is spliced from 2 exons.
UGUGUCAGAAGUCCGAGGAAACGCACGACGUCAACAAUGCUACCCACCUGGCUAACCGCGGCGUAUUUGCAGCCCAGACUAAGGGCAUACUGCCAGGAUGACCGGCUGCAGGUCCUUAGAAUCUGGGCCAAGCCAGCGACGGGGAAAGGAGAGAACUUUGUUGGCGUGAUGACCCGCAUCUAUGUGGACUAUCAGCUGGGCGAUGGAUCGGUUGUGAAUAAGACCUACAUAGUGAAACAGGCUCUGUCCGCCGAAGUUCCCCAGGCGGAGGUCUUUUUCGAAUAUGAGCUGUACACUCGUGAAAUGGACAUGUACGAGUUCAUUCUGCCCAAGUUGAAGGAACUGCUGCAAGAAGCUGGGCUGGACCAAAAACUAACUGCAGAUGCCAUCACCGUGGACCGCGAGUACAACACCAUGAUUCUGGAGGAUUUGGCACCGUACAAGUUCGUCAAUGCGGAUCGCGUGAAGCAGCUGGACAUGGCACACACCGAGCUGACACUGGAAAUGCUGGCCAAAUUCCAUGCCGCCUCCAUAGUUCUGCAGGAACGCCAUCCAAACCUGCUAACCAAGUGCUUCUACACCCACUUCUUUUCGCGUGACAAGAAGGCGUAUUCGGUGGUCUUCGCCGGUUUGUUCAAGGCGUUCCUCAGAUUCAUAGAUGGCUAGCCGAAUCUGAAGGAAGCCUAUGGCGACAAACUGCACAAGCUGCGUACCCACAUCAUGGAGUAUGGUGCCCGGGCCUACGAUGUGGGCGAAAGUGAUUUGAAGACAUUGAACCAUGGUGAUUGCUGGACCACCAACAUUAUGUUCCAGUACGAUGAUGCGGGUGAACCUCGUUCAGUUGUUGCCAUCGAUUUUCAGUUCAGCAAUUGCACAUCGCCCACCAUCGAUUUGCACUACUUCUUCACAACUUCUCUGAGGGAAGAGGUUGGGGACAAGGAAUCGGAGCUCGUUGAGCAUCACUAUAAGGCUUUAAAAGCGAACCUGGAGAAGUUCUCCUACAAGGGUUCACUUCCCACACUUCAGGAAUAUAGGCUUCAAUUUGAACGACGCCGUUUCAUGAGUCUUUUGGCUCACAUGUUUAAGCCUUGUAUGAUUUAUAAUGGAUCUGAAGAGACGUCAGAUUUCUCAAGUCUGUAUGCGGAGAGUCCUGAAGGACUUCGCUACCAGAAGUCGGUUUAUGCCAGUGAAGCUGUGAUCAGGAGUGCAACCAAACUGCUGGCCAUUCUUGAUGCCAAGGGUCUUUUGGAACUCCAGUAGGUUGUUUUAACGUUCACAACUUAUAUUUAAAAAAAAAUAAAUUAAGAUUUAAAGUCGUAAACGAUAAUAUGAUUAGGGAAAAGAGUAUCUGAUAGUCAAGGAACUCGAUCGACUUUAGAUUUCCCCCUUGUUUUGUUAUAGUUCAGUGCAAAUAGAUAGACAAUGUUUGUAUACCAAAUCACUUUUUAUAGAUCACUUAAAUAGAUAAGCUAUCAGCAAAAACUUAAUUGCUUUAAAGUAUCACAUAUGUAUAUACUUUCGUUUCGUCAUUUUCGCGUCACUUUCGGUGGGAAAUGAUUAAGU